Ruditapes philippinarum (Manila clam) is the source of this 633-nucleotide messenger RNA. RefSeq lists its product as uncharacterized. The transcript is spliced from 3 exons. The coding region runs from base 1 to 498 and encodes 165 amino acids. Lineage: Eukaryota; Metazoa; Mollusca; Bivalvia; Venerida; Veneridae. The record is from RefSeq and is a predicted model, not a curated record.
AUGUUAUUAGUAUCAAGGACAUAUACUUCCAGCAAAUUUCUUGAGAGCAAAGCCGAGUACUUCUAUCGUCUCCAUGUCAAAGUAAUUGGUGAAAAUUCUAUCAAAAAGGAAGAAUCUUGUACAUCAAAAACUCCACGAAAACAUCACGCAAAAUCGAAAAGAAAACCGGAAAUAAAAUCUAGUUCUAGUCAAGGCGAGAUUGAAAACAUGCAGAUUUACAGGACCGACCAACCGGAAGAUAAAGAUGUCUUCCUACCGCGUCUUACUGGUUCCUCAAGUCGAGCUUCGCCUGACAACAAAUCACAAGAUGGAAGCGCGCAACAGCUUCGACUUCCGGAAAUUCGAAUAGUUCAGAACAAUUAUUCACGAAUGGCUCUAAAUAGAAGUAUUACUGACCUCUUAGACCCGGAAAUGGAAAUAUUAAACAAAAUCAAGUACGGACCGAGAAAGAAGAAAAAGAAACGUCACAAUAAGACGGCGUGUCAAUCUGAUGUAUAAAACUUCAAUCGCAACUUGUCGGCCCUUUCCGUCGGUCUUCGGAUUGUUAUUAUCAAUAAUAGCCGAGGAUCUUCCAAUUGUAAUAACUUUACAUGCCACAAUCGAAAAAUAAAUGAUUGCCAGUCAUUUUAGAAA